This is a messenger RNA of Balaenoptera musculus (blue whale), 6692 nucleotides long. It is a transcript of the gene ZNF646, whose product is annotated as zinc finger protein 646. The coding region runs from base 257 to 5722 and encodes 1821 amino acids. Gene Ontology annotation, molecular function: RNA polymerase II cis-regulatory region sequence-specific DNA binding; DNA-binding transcription factor activity, RNA polymerase II-specific. The record is from RefSeq and is a predicted model, not a curated record. Lineage: Eukaryota; Metazoa; Chordata; Mammalia; Artiodactyla; Balaenopteridae. The transcript has 3 exons. Gene Ontology annotation, biological process: regulation of DNA-templated transcription.
CCCAGGAGCCCUGGCAGAGUGUGCGUGUGUGGGAGCUCGAGAGCCCCUCCACAACCACCCCUUGGGGCGCGCGGCUGCAGUUAGGGUGAGGGUCCCAGUGCGCAGGCGCACUCCCGUUCGCGGUCCCCAACGGACGCACCCGCGGCGGGAACGAGAAGGGGCCACCGGUGUGAGGCCUUGGACCCUCCACCAGAGGAAGAUGCUGCUGCCACCUGCCUGCUCUUCCUGAACCUUCAGGUUUCUGCCACACUGCCCCAUGGAGGACACGCCCACCUCACUCAGCUGCUCUGACUGUCAGCGCCACUUUCCUAGCCUCCCAGAACUGUCACGGCACCGAGAACUGCUCCAUCCAUCUUCCAACCAGGACAGUGAGGAGGCUGACAGCAUCCCUCGGCCCUACCGCUGUCAGCAGUGUGGGCGGGGCUAUCGUCACCCAGGGAGCCUGGUCAACCACCGCCGGACCCACGAGACUGGCCUUUUCCCCUGUACCACCUGUGGCAAGGACUUCACCAAUCCCAUGGCCCUCAAGAGCCACAUGAGGACUCAUGCUCCUGAAGGCCGCCGGCGGCGCAGGCCUCCGCGCCCCAAGGAAGCCACUCCAUGCCUCCAGGGGGAGACAGUGUCCACUGACUCCUGGGGCCAGAGGCUUGGCCCUGGGGAAGGCUGGGAAAACCAGAAGAAACAUACUGAAGAGACAUCUGGCUGUGAAUCUGGGCCAGACUCUAGGGCAGCUCUGGGCACUUGGGAAGAUCCACCCACCAGACAAAGAGAAGGCUGGGAAAGCCAGCCAGAUCCUGAGGAGGGCACAGAGGGCUGGGGGCCCACCACCAACUCUGCCGGAGACCCACCGCUCCCCACCCCGGCCAGCAGUCUCCUUAGCAAUUUGGAACAGUAUUUGGCUGAAUCAGUAGUGAAUUUCACAGCGGGCGAGGAGCCCGCCCAGUCCCCUCCUGCUGAGGAUGAGCGGCGGUACAAAUGCAGUCAAUGUGGCAAGACCUACAAGCAUGCCGGGAGCCUCACCAACCACCGCCAGAGCCACACCCUGGGCAUCUACCCUUGUGCCAUCUGCUUCAAGGAGUUCUCUAACCUCAUGGCUCUGAAGAAUCACUCCCGACUCCAUGCCCAGUAUCGGCCUUACCAGUGUCCCCACUGCCCCCGCGCCUUCCGGCUCCCCCGAGAGCUGCUGGAACAUCAGCAAUCCCAUGAGGGUGAAAGUCAGGAGGGGCUGUGGGAAGAGAAAGGGAUGCCCACCACCAAUGGGCACGCAGACGAGAGCAGCCGGGAACAGCUCCCUGGUACACAGAUGCUGAAUGGCUCUGGGGAGCUGAGCACCUCUGGGGAGCUGGAAGAUAGCAGCCUGGAGGAGUACCGGCCAUUCCACUGUGGGGACUGUGGCCGUACCUACCGCCAUGCUGGGAGCCUCAUCAACCAUCGCAAGAGCCACCAGACAGGUGUCUACCCCUGCUCCAUCUGUUCCAAGCAGCUGUUCAACGCAGCUGCCCUCAAAAACCACGUGCGGGCACAUCACAGACCCCGGCAAGGAGCCGGGGAGGAUGGGCAGCCAUCAGUACUGCCAGCUCCCCUGCCGCUGGCUGAGACCACCCACAAAGAGAAGGAGGUCCCCGCCGCCACCCUGGACCACCGCCCCUAUAAGUGCAAUGAGUGUGGUCGGGCUUACCGGCACCGGGGGAGCCUGGUGAACCACCGCCAUAGCCAUCGGACAGGAGAGUACCAGUGCUCACUCUGUCCCCGCAAGUACCCCAACCUCAUGGCCCUGCGCAACCACGUGCGGGUACACUGCAAGGCUGCUCGCCGCAGCACAGGCCCAGGGGCCGAGGGUCCCCUCGGCCGCCGCAAAUUGGAGCUCCCAGCUGACCCAGUGGGAGCAGAGGCAGCCCCCCAUUCAGAUCAGGGACCUGGGUGCAGACGUGAAGAGGGGACCACCGAUGUCCCGCCAGCAGCAGAUAGGACCGCGCCACAGAUAUGUAGCCUGGGUGGCAUGCUCUUUGAAGACCCUGAGAGUCUUGAACGUCACGGCCGGAGCCGUGGGGAAGGGGAGAACGGCAGGACCGAGACCAGGGUGUCACCUCCUCGGGCGUUUGCCUGCCGAGACUGUGGAAAGAGCUAUCGCCACUCAGGCAGCCUCAUCAACCACCGGCAGACCCACCAGACGGGAGACUUCAGUUGCGGGGCCUGCACCAAGCGCUUCCACACCGUGGCCGCCAUGAAGAACCACAUGCGCCGCCACAGUCGGCGGCGGAGCAGGCGGCACCGGAGGCGGGCUGGCAGUGCUGGCGGUGGGGGAGAAGCCGAACUCCCAUCAGGCGGGAGCUGGGCCCCAGAGCUGGUGGGAGACGGUGAGGGCCUGAGCCGUCCCCAAGACCUUUCAAGGCAAAGUCUGAGUGGAGCCGAAGGCAACAUGGAAAGUGAUGGGAGCUGUUUGCAGGCUGCAGCUGAAAGGGACAAAUGUGGGCUUGAGAGGGAUGAGGCCUGUUUCCAGGGUGAUAAAGAGAGCAGCGGCACUGAGGAAGGACUGGAAAGGAAGGAGGCCUGUUUCCUUGACAACUUGGACGUCCCAGGCGAUGAGGAGAGCAAUGGGACUCGCUUCUGUGGUGGCCUCCCUGGGGUGGAGGAAGACCAGAAACCAGCCCCUGGCCAGCCCAGCUCCCCUUCCCACUCUGCCAGAGCCGCUGCUGGCUGGCAGGCUGAGGUCUCCCACACGUGUCCUGACUGUGGGCAUUCUUUCCCCCACUCCGCUGGCCUGCUGAGCCACAGGCCCUGCCACCCACCGGGCAUCUAUCAGUGCUCCCUCUGCCCGAAGGAGUUUGAGUCCUUGCCUGCCCUGCGCAGCCACUUCCAGAGCCAUGGGCCCGGGGAGGCAGCCUCCGCACAGCCCUUCCUCUGCUGCCUCUGCGGCAUGAUCUUCCCUGGGCGGGCUGGCUACAGGCGUCACCGGCGCCAGGCUCAUGACUCCUAUGGUACGACUGAGGGCUCAGAGGAGGAGGGGGAAGAGGAAGGAGCAGCAGGGGCAGCCUCCACCCAUAGUCCCCCAUUGCAGCUCUCGGAAGCAGAACUGCUGAAUCAGCUGCAGCGGGAGGUGGAGGCGCUGGAUGGCGCCGGGUAUGGGCACAUCUGUGGCUGCUGCGGUCAGACCUACGAUGACCUGGGCAGCCUGGAGCGUCACCAUCAAAGUCAGAGUUCCGGGAACACCAACGGCGAGGUUCCCAGCUUCAUUCAUCACCCGGGAGAGUCAGGUGAUGCCACGGGGAUGGUUGCAGAUGGCACCUUUGAGGGCACGGUGACCUCUUUUUCUGAGGAGGGUGGAGACACAAAGUCUGGAGAGGGAGUAGGUGCCACGCUUGCAGACAGCCUUUGCAUGCAGGGUGGGGAAAGUUCUCUGGAGACCCAGCCCCGCCCCUUCCGCUGCAACCAGUGCGGCAAGACCUAUCGCCAUGGGGGCAGCCUGGUGAACCACCGCAAGAUCCACCAGACCGGUGACUUCAUCUGCCCCGUCUGCUGCCGCUGCUACCCCAACCUGGCUGCCUAUCGCAAUCAUCUGCGAAACCACCCGCGCUGCAAAGGCUCUGAGCCCCAGGUGGGGCCCGUUCCAGAGGCAGGAGGCAGCGGUGAGCCCCAAAACAUGGCGGAGGAGGGCCUCGGGCAGGCAGAAGUGGAGAAGUUCCAGAAGGAACUUAAAGUGGAGCCCCUGGAGGAGGUGGCGAGGGUGAAGGAAGAGGCCUGGGAGGAGACCACUGUGAAGGGGGAGGAAAUGGAGCCGAGGUUGGAGACUGCGGAGAAGGGCUGCCAGACCGAAGCCAGCUCCGAGCGGCCCUUCAGCUGCGAGGUGUGCGGCCGGUCCUACAAGCACGCCGGCAGCCUCAUCAAUCACCGGCAGAGCCACCAGACCGGCCACUUUGGCUGCCAGGCCUGCUCCAAAGGCUUCUCAAACCUCAUGUCCCUCAAGAACCACCGGCGCAUCCACGCGGAUCCCCGGCGUUUCCGCUGCGCCGAAUGUGGGAAGGCCUUCCGCCUGCGGAAGCAGCUGGCCAGCCACCAGCGGGUCCACAUGGAGCGUGGUGGAGCUGGGGGCUCCCGCAAGCUGCCCCGGGAAGAUCGGCCCUUUCGCUGUGGGCAGUGUGGGCGGACCUACCGCCACGCCGGCAGCCUCCUGAACCACAGGCGUAGCCACGAGACGGGCCAGUAUAGCUGUCCCGCCUGCCCCAAGACCUACUCCAACCGCAUGGCCCUGAAGGACCACCAGAGGCUGCACUCGGAGAGCCGGCGGCGCCGAGCUGGGCGGUCCCGGCGGGCAGCUGUGCGCUGCGCCCUCUGCGGCCGGGGCUUCCCUGGCCGGGGAUCUCUGGAGCGGCACCUGCGAGAGCAUGAGGAGGAGGCCAGAGGGGGUCAGGGAGGCCCAAACGGCACCGAGGGCGGUGAGGGGAACCUGGUCGACGACCAGGGACUAGAGGGCAGGUGGUGCGGUACUGAGUCGGUAUCCCCGCUGGAGGCUGGAGUCAUGAGGCCAGCGGAGCAGAGUCAGAGCCCCCUCAAGGCAGCAGGUUUAGAAGGCACAGAGCCAAUGUCCUGGGGCACGGGGAAAGCAGAUGGGUGGCAAGGAGACAGAGGACCGGUGAAUCAUGAUGGAGAUUGGGUUCCUGGGGGUCACGUACCAACCAAGCCGGAAGACGAGUCAGGGGACAGUGUCCCCAGGAGUCCUUGCCACCUUGGCAACAGCCAGCCCAAUGGACCUAGUCUGAUUCCCAUGGAUAGCUGGAACAAUGGAGACAGCAGCCCUCAGCUUCAGCCGGAGAGCCACUCCUUUUCCUGCAGCCCUUGUGGCAAGACCUCCUGCCAGUCGGAAGGGCCCUUGAAACACCACAACACCCACAAGACAGACCGUCACUAUUGCCUGCUCUGCUCCAAGGAGUUCUUGAAUCCUGUGGCCACCAAGAGCCAGAGCCACAACCACAUAGCUGCCCAGACCUUUGCCUGCCCUGACUGUGGCAAGGGCUUUCGGUCCCACCAUGAACUCGCCAGCCACCUGCAGACUCAUGCCAGGGGCCUCAGUCAGGUGUCGCCCCAGAUGGAGGCCAGAGGUCCCAAAGCUGGGGCUGUGGAGGAUGAGUUGGAUCUCCCUGGUCAAGUCCGGAAGGCCCCAUCAGAACCCCCCAGGGCCCCAGGAGAGAAUGCCGGGAGAGCUAAUGGAGGCCAAGGCGUCAGGUCUGCAGCAGCUGUGGACGAGGAGCGGCCCUUCCACUGUGCCCAGUGUGGGCGUUCCUACCGCCAUGCCGGUAGCCUGCUGAACCACCAGAAGGCCCACACCACUGGACUGUAUCCCUGCUCCCUCUGCCCCAAACUUCUACCCAACCUGCUGUCCCUUAAGAACCACGGCAGGACCCACACGGACCCCAAGCGCCACCGCUGCAGCGUCUGUGGCAAGGCCUUCCGGACAGCUGCCCGGCUGGAGGGCCACGGGCGGGUCCACGCACCCCGGGAGGGGCCCUUCACCUGCCCCCACUGUCCCCGCCACUUCCGCCGCCGCAUCAGCUUCCUGCAGCACCAGCAGCAGCACCAGGAGGAGUGGGCAGUGGCCAGCUCUGGAACCCCAAAGGCACCAGCGGCGGGCAGAGGGGACUUGUCAUUGCCCCCUCCACCCACCCCCACGACCCCACUCCUGGACCCUUCACCCCAGUGGCCUGCAGACCUCAGCUUCUCCCUCUGAACUUCAAGUUUCCAAAGAUCAGAAUACGGGGUAGGGGGAGGGCAGGUUGUAGGGAAAGGCUUGAUCUCCUUGUUUUGCUCAGGAGUAGUUUGGGCAUCCCCAGCUCUCUUCUCCUCUCCUCCUGCAAAGAGGACCCAGAUCUGGCUUCUUUCCCAUGGAGGGGGUGAGAUGUUCCUCCCGUCCUGUCCUUGAAAGACCUCCUUUCCCCUGCCUUUGUCACCAUGCUCUUCCCUGUGACCAGCCCUGCAAGAAACCCAGUGCCAGGCUCUGCGGCCGGGCCACCCUCACCAGCCAGAUUCCAACACUAGGGAGAGGCAGAUUCAGAGAGAGCCAUGGGUGGGAAUGUUGCCUGUGGAAGGGGGGAGCCUUUUACUACAAUUUGUAAUUUAUUUUCUAAAGUCUAUUUUGUAACAAUUUAUUUAAGUUUAAAAAUACAGGAAAAUUGCUCCCCCCAAAAAAGAAAAUUUCAAAGUACAUGGCUGGUACUGGUUGUAUCUGAGGGGAUGACGAAUAGGGAAAGCUGGGGAUGCCUGCGUUGGACCGCAGAGCUGGACGUGGAGGGGGCAUCCACAGGGGAGGUCUCCCUGUCCUGCAGAGGGGAGCGGGGGCAGCUGUCGGUCGGGGCAGGCUCCUUCCCAGAGCCCAUUGCGCUGUCGGGCCUGCCCCAGUGGGGGACGGGGUCAUGGGGGAUGGCAGAGGGGCAGGGGCAGUGACGCAGGAAUUGCCUCACUGUGACUGCAGUGUCCCAGAGCCACCUGUCAACAACCAGCUGGCUGGCCGGUCAGGGAGAGGAAGGAGGGUGGGGCUGGCCUCGUCCUCACAGCUUCCCUCCCUUCCUGCCUUAGAGGAAGAGGAAGGAGGCGCUCCUCAGCCCCCAUGACAGAUGAGAAAAGUUUGGUCCGAAGAGGUUGAGAGGCGUGCUCUCCCAGUCAAACAGUGACAAGAGCCAGAAUUUGAAUCCAGAUGGGUC